AGGACCUCACACCAGAGCUUUGGACUGAAGCAGAAGAGCCUCAGGAUAGAACAGAUCGGACUUGCUGAUCAUCUCGUGUAGGCAACAGAAAAUGACCAUGUUACAGGACCUCCAUAAAGUGUGGACUGGAAGUGCGUGAGGGGGCAUCCUUGCCUUACCUGCCCUGUCUGCUGUAUAGCGCAUUAUAGCAGUUCAGUUCUGACACCAACUGUCUGAUGUUAGCACAGACUCCAGCAAGACUGCCAUCACUUCAGUUGCUAGCUGAGUCGUUCUCGUUUGAAGAUUUGUCGGUGGACUUCACCCAGAAGGAGUGGCAGCUCCUGGGCGCCCCGCAGAAGGACUUGUACAAGGAUGUCAUGUUGGAGAACUACAGCAGCCUUGUGUCGCUGGGGUAUGAAGUUAGAAAACCCGAGGUCAUCCUCAAGUUGGAGCGAGGGGAAGAGCCGUGGACAGGCGAUGGAGAAAUCGCAAGUUCAGACCCUCUGGAACAAGUCUUAGAAGCAAGUGGUCACGUGACAUGGCACCAGGAUACCCAAGAGAAGCUUAGAAACAGGAAACAACAUGAUGAAUGUGAUGCAUUUGGAAAAAAUUUCAAUCUGAGCAUGAACUUUGCUCCUUUAAGGAAAUCAAACAAUGAAGGUGAUGUAGAUGGAUUAAUUUUAAAACAUCAUUUAGAUUUACUUAUUCCAAAAGCAGAUUAUGGAAAAAUGGAACCAGAUGACCUAAAUGUUUUUGAUAAAUUGUUUCUCCAUACCAGACCCGAGGAAACUGACACUUGGUUAAAAUGCUAUGAAUGUGAUAAAUAUGAUAAAGGCAGCUGUAAGAAGUCACAGAUUAUCAUAUAUCACAGAACUCGUUUAGGGGAGAAACUCUAUGAAUGCGGUGAAUGUAGGAAGCGCUUCACUAAGAAAUCAAGUCUUAUUAAACAUCAGAGCAGACAUGUAAGAGAGAUAGCCUAUGGCUGUGGUAAAUGUGGCAAAACCUUUCCCCAGAAGUCACAGUUUAUUACACAUCACAGAACUCAUACAGGAGAGAAACCUUAUGAUUGUGGCCAGUGUGGGAAGGCCUUCUCCCAAAAGUCACAGCUCACAUCCCACCAGAGGACACACACAGGAGAAAAACCAUAUGAAUGUGGUGAGUGUGGGAAGGCCUUCUCCCGGAAGUCACAUCUCAUAUCACAUUGGAGGACACACACAGGGGAAAAACCCUAUGGGUGCAGUGAAUGUGGGAGGGCCUUCAGUGAGAAGUCAAAUCUCAUUAAUCAUCAGAGAAUUCAUACAGGAGAGAAACCUUUUGAAUGCAGAGAAUGUGGGAAAGCCUUCAGCAGGAAGUCACAGCUUGUUACCCAUCACAGGACGCACACAGGAACAAAACCUUAUGGGUGUAGUGAUUGUAGAAAAGCCUUCUUUGAGAAAUCAGAGCUCAUCAGACAUCAGACUAUUCACACUGGAGAGAAGCCCUAUGAAUGCAGUGAGUGUCGGAAAGCCUUCAGAGAGAGGUCAAGUCUUAUUAACCAUCAGAGAACCCAUACAGGAGAGAAGCCUCAUGGAUGCAUUCAGUGUGGGAAAGCCUUCUCCCAGAAGUCACACCUCAUAUCACAUCAGAUGACACACACGGGAGAGAGACCCUUCAUAUGCAUUAAAUGUGGGAAGGCCUUCAGCAGGAAAUCCCAGCUUGUUAGACAUCAGAGAACUCACACAGGAGAAAAACCCUAUGAAUGCAGUGAAUGUGGGAAAGCUUUCAGUGAAAAACUAAGCCUCACUAAUCAUCACAGAAUUCAUACAGGAGAAAAGCCCUAUGUGUGCAGUGAAUGUGGGAAAGCCUUUUGUCAGAAGUCACAUCUCAUAUCCCAUGAGAGGACACACACAGGAGAGAAACCCUAUGAAUGCACUGAAUGUGGGAAAGCCUUUGGUGAGAAGUCAAGUCUUGCAACUCAUCAGAGAACUCACACGGGAGAGAAACCCUACGAAUGCAGGGAUUGUGAAAAAGCCUUCUCCCAGAAGUCACAGCUCAAUACUCACCAGAGAAUUCACACCGGAGAGAAACCCUAUGAAUGCAGUCUUUGUAGGAAAGCUUUCUUUGAGAAAUCAGAGCUAAUUAGACAUCAGAGAACUCACACAGGAGAAAAACCUUAUGAAUGCCCUGAAUGUAGAAAAGCUUUCAGGGAAAAGUCAAGUCUCAUCAAUCAUCAGAGGAUACAUACGGGAGAGAAACCCUUCGAAUGCAGCGAAUGUGGCAAAGCCUUCUCUCGGAAAUCACACCUCAUCCCACAUCAGAGGACACACACAGGAGAGAGGCCCUAUGGAUGCAGCGAAUGUAGGAAGGCCUUCUCCCAGAAGUCACAGCUUGUUAAUCAUCAGAGGAUUCAUACAGGGGAGAAACCUUAUCAGUGCACUGAAUGUGGGAAAGCCUUCUCCCAAAAGUCACAGCUAAUUAAUCAUCAGAGAACUCACACAGUAAAGAAAUCCUAGGAAUGGAGUGAAUAUUAGUCUCUGACAGAGAUCUUACCUCAUUGUACUUGAGAAAAUGCAGUUGUGAUAAAUCAGAUAACAGUCACAUCACUGUAUAUGUCUGAGUACUCUUAGGGUAGGAGUGAUAAUGAGGUUCUGAGCUUACCGCAGAUGCUUCUAAUACGUUUAUAUCAGAAUUCAUAGAGUAGAAUGAGCUUAUGAAACGCAGCGGAUUUCAAAAUCCUGUCAAACCUCAUAUGGUAGAAAAUUAACAGCAAAGAGGAAUUGUGAAUUGUACCUCAGAUAGCUUUCCAGAGGUCAAAUCUCAUUAGCUGUUGGAAACAUUCCCACUGGAGAUAAAUCUUAGUCCAGUGAGUGAAGGAAAACCCCAUGAAUGCAGCAAGUGACAUAAUAUUUUCAUCAAGAAAUGACAGCUCAUUGUCCAUAAGAAAAUGCCCUCAGGAAUGAAAUUCUGUGAAAAUACUGGAUUAUGGGACAAUCUUCAGCAGGUAAUCCAACCAUAUUGUAUUUUGGAGAAUUCAUAUUGUGGGGUAAACCUAAUUUAAAGUCAUUGGAAAUAUGUGUUCCUAGAAAUAAUGCUAUAAAGGGAAGCCAUACACUUUUUAUAAACAUGGGUACCCAAAAUACCCAAUUUAAAUGGUUGACAGGUGUUCACUCUGAAGUAUGAAGUUUUAAAGAUAUAUGAAUAAAUUGAAUUAUUGGAACAUCUAAAUAAGAAAUUUCUCAGUGGUAUUUAUGGCUUAUUUUCCUGUGUCACAUAUGUGUACUUUGGAAUGGCAUAUGGUAGUGUAAUUGGGAGCAUGAAAUGCACACAACCUUGUAGUGCCUCUGAUGUCUGUGGAGACACAUGCAACUGGUUUUUCCAUUUUAAUGAUAUUAUAAAAAUGGUAACUAAUAUCACGUCUUAUUGCUGAAUAAGUAGCUUAAGUAAUGAAUGAGAGUAAAAUGAGAUACCACAUCUCUUUUUCCCUUGUGGUUUGUUGGCAUAUCAAAGGGGUCUGUUAUUACUGACCUUUCUCUUCAGUAACAAAAGCCAACAUUAUAUAAAGUCUCCUGCACCCUCAGAGUCUGAGAAACAGUUUAUAUAAGUAUUCAAAGGCAAGAAGCACAGACCAGCACUGGUGACUCAUGAUGAACUGAGUGAGCAGGAGGAGGGUGAGCACUGUGUCACUCAGCACUCAGACGAGAUGGCAGUGGUGCUGAGCACAGUCUGUUUCUCAGUGAGUUACAGGCCUGUGAGCAUCACGUUCAUAAAGUGCUGUGUAACAAGUGCAGCUUGUACUUUAGUUUACUCUGAUGAGUGUCAUGGAUGCUGUGUGCUGCUCUUAUGUUUUUGAUGUUUCAUAAAGUAUCUUGUAAAAAAUUA
This is a messenger RNA of Diceros bicornis minor, 3837 nucleotides long. It is a transcript of the gene ZNF84, whose product is annotated as zinc finger protein 84. NCBI's taxonomy places the organism in Eukaryota, Metazoa, Chordata, Mammalia, Perissodactyla, Rhinocerotidae. Bases 216 to 2471 code for a protein of 751 amino acids. The record is from RefSeq and is a predicted model, not a curated record. Gene Ontology annotation, biological process: regulation of DNA-templated transcription. The transcript has 5 exons.